Spinacia oleracea (spinach) is the source of this 1225-nucleotide messenger RNA. RefSeq lists its product as uncharacterized. Lineage: Eukaryota; Viridiplantae; Streptophyta; Magnoliopsida; Caryophyllales; Amaranthaceae. The record is from RefSeq and is a predicted model, not a curated record. The transcript has 6 exons. Bases 242 to 721 code for a protein of 159 amino acids.
UAAUCCAUUCAAUUAAAAUAAAAAAACAUUAUUCUGCCCCCUUCCCAAUAUUGAAAUUACCACAUAAAAGGGCCAAAAAAAAUCCCAGCAAAAAACGAACACAAAUUUGUGGCUGAAACAGCUCGAAAUAUCCAGUAUGGUGAUCUCUUCAAAAUAGCAAAACUGAGUAUCUGGGUUUGAUUAUUGGGUUGUUCUUCCUGUAAAUGCAACUUUGGGAAUCUUGGAUUUCUCACAUCUUUGCAUGCAUGGGAGCAGAGGUUGUCUUGGAUGCUGUACCAGGCCUCAACUAAUUACCGCUGUGGAUGAGCCAUCAAAAGGAUUGAAAAUACAAGGCCGAACAGUAAAAAAGUCAAGCCGUCGGAAAGAAACUUGGAGCAGUGGCACAUAUGAAAUGGACAAUAGUGCAAUUCAGUCACAGAGAAGCGUUUCAUCUAUGAGCACUUCUAAUCAGAACGUUGAUCCCCAUGGUGGUAGUGGAAGCACAAGCAAUCCUUCUGAAUUCGUAAAUAAUGGCCUCCUUCUCUGGAACCAACUAAGGCAGCAGUGGGUUGGCGAUAGAAAGUCUCGAAACCAGCCAAAAAUGCGUGAACCCAAGUUAAAUUGGAAUGCCACGUAUGAGACUCUACUUGGGACAAAUAAGCCAUUUCCUCAACAAAUUCCUCUGCCUGAAAUGGUUGAUUUUCUUGUUGAUGUCUGGGAACAAGAAGGCUUGUAUGAUUGAACAUUACCAAAAUCUUGAAAAUUGAUGAGUCUUCCGCUUAGCAUCUCCGCGUGUUAUGUUGUAAAGGUUUGGUGCCGAAAGUUGAUUAGUAGCAAAGCUUUAUUCUGAUCACCUCUAGUCGGCCCUCUAGACCACAAAUAAUUCUCAACACUCUUCUGUUUUCCUUCUUCAACUCAGAAAACUUUCAAACUUUUCAAAAAAAAGAAAAAAUUACCUUCAAUUCUUAAUCUCCUGGGUAAUGGAUAUCUGCAUGAUUAGUGGGUAAUGGGUAUCUUUGACUUGAGAUUAUUGAAUUAGCGUAAUUGAUGGAAGUUUGCAAUCAUACCGAAACAUGUUCUGCGUAACAGAAAAUUUCAUUGUAAUGUUUUGUUAACAGAAAAUUAAUUUUAUUAAUGGUUUCGUUCCUAUUAUUUUCGUGUUUAUACAAAGAUGUAUAGUUGUUCUACCCUGCCCCUGAUUGUAAUUUACUUAAGCAUUCAUUAAUGAUGAUGGAUUACACUUGUU